This is a messenger RNA of Drosophila albomicans, 4994 nucleotides long. RefSeq names its product SRSF protein kinase 1. Gene Ontology annotation, biological process: regulation of mRNA processing; protein phosphorylation; spliceosomal complex assembly. The record is from RefSeq and is a predicted model, not a curated record. The transcript has 4 exons. Gene Ontology annotation, molecular function: ATP binding; protein kinase activity. NCBI's taxonomy places the organism in Eukaryota, Metazoa, Arthropoda, Insecta, Diptera, Drosophilidae. The coding region runs from base 303 to 2624 and encodes 773 amino acids.
GUUGUGCGGAUCAGCUGUUUAAGGACCUUUAAGAACGAUUAUCAACUCUGGCUGUCAGUGUUGCAAUUUGGGUAGUAGAUUUUUCCACUCGCGGAUUUUAAGGUGCACAGCAACGUUUUGGCUCUAAGUCCAUACGUUUCGCGACAAAAUGUGUUUGGAUUAGCAUGCUGAGUCGUUUCAAGCCAUCUGUUACACUCGGUGAAAAUUAGCGGAGGCGAAAGCGAGGCAAGCGAGCAACAAACUAAGCUAUAUAAAACAACAACAUCAGCUAAUAGAAAAAAGCGAAAAACAAAAAGCGAAACAUGAAUUCAAAAGCUGACGUCAACCGCCGUGUUCUAGCUAUUCAAGCAAAGAAGAAGCGUCAUAAGAACAACAAGAAACGCGGCAAGCAAAAUGGAGCUGCUGCUCCCGUUGCCGACAACCAGCAACAACAACAACAGCAGCAGCAGCCACAACAACAACAAAACAGGAGUGGUGACAAUUGUACGGCGGCAGCACCAGAAAAUGCUAAUAAUAGCCAUAUAGAGGGCAUCACCAGCAAGCUUCAGUUGCAUGCCAACAUCGCUGGUGGCGCUGGCGAAGCAGGCAACUCGAAGGCAGCCGGAUCCUUGAGUAAUGCAACUGCAUCGACAUCAAGCGGCGGCUCCGACAACACAUCAGAUGCCCAAUCGCAAUCAAAGAUGAAAAACAACAUCUACAAUCAGCAGCCGCCGCGCAGUUCGUCCAACGAAUCGGAUGAGUCGGAAAUGAACAGCGAGAAUGAGGAGCAGGAACUGAAGGAGGAUUAUUGCAAGGGUGGCUAUCAUCCGGUCAAUAUUGGUGACUUGUUUCAGGGUCGUUAUCAUGUAAUCCGCAAACUUGGCUGGGGACACUUUUCGACUGUGUGGCUCUGCUGGGAUCUGCUGGAGAAGAGAUAUGUGGCCAUCAAGAUUGUGAAAUCUGCGCAGCACUUUGCAGAAACUGCAAAGGAUGAGAUAAAGAUACUGCGAACGGUGCGCGAAACGGAUCCAUGGAAUCCACGUCGCCAGAAGACCGUGCAAAUGUAUGAUGACUUCAAAAUCACUGGCGUCAAUGGCAUACACAUUUGCAUGGUCUUCGAGGUGCUGGGCGAUAAUCUAUUGAAGCUCAUCCGCAAGUCCAAUUAUCGUGGCAUUCCCCUGGAGAAUGUCAAGAGCAUUACACGCCAGAUCCUCGAGGGUCUCGAUUAUCUCCAUAGCUGCUGUAAAAUCAUCCACACCGACAUCAAGCCAGAGAACGUGUUGCUCUGUGUGGAUGAGCCGCAUGUUCGCUCCCUGGCCGUUGAGGCCACCCAAUUGUACUGCAUGAACUCAAAGAUGUAUCCGUCGUUGGUCAGUCGUGCGCCCAAAAAGUAUCGUGAACCGAUCAUCACUGGCAAGAUGAGCCGGAACAAGAAGAAGAAGUUGAAGCGGAAGGCCAAGAAACGCAUGGAACUGUUUAAGAAGCAGCACGAUUAUUUGGAGCAGACUGGCGGAGAGGAACAGCCACAAGAGGAGGCCAACGAGGAGCAGGCCGAGGAGAUGCCGCAGCAGCCUAAAGAGGAGCCUCGAGAAGUUGUGAAUGAGGUGAAUGAUGCUGAGCCACCUCAGGCAACUCCAACUGUUGUGGAGGGCACUGAGAAGGCCAAAAAGAAGAAGAAAAAGAAGAACAAGAAUAAGUCCAAUCAGCAGCAAUCUCAGUCUCAGCAAGAAGAUCAGCAGCCAACGCAGCAGGAGAAUUCAAGCAGCGGCGAUAGUAGCAGCGCAGCAUUAAAGAGUAGCUCCAACACGAACACAAACACAAGCACCAACGGCACGAGCAACUCGACGAGCACGAUCAAGGGACAAUCAAAUGGUUCUGCCGGCGGCAAGAAGCCACCACGACCUAAGCAGCAGCAGGAUAAGCAACAGCAGCAGCAACAGGAUAAGCAGCAACUGAACAAUAACAACUCCAAUUCGAAACAAAACUCGAAUAGCAAAUCGAAAAUCUCAAGCAUCUCCGCGGAACGUUCGUCGUCGGGCAAUUCAACCAACGGUGGUCCGUAUUCGGAGCCAAUACUGCCGCCUCCACCACCGCCGCCAGUGGCCAAGCAUCGACCCAACAAGCGUGACCCCGCGUUGGAGGAAUGCAAUGUACAAGUGAAGAUUGCCGAUCUUGGCAACGCCUGUUGGGUGGAUCGUCACUUCACCGAGGACAUUCAAACGCGUCAAUAUCGCUCACUCGAGGUGAUACUUGGUGCCGGCUACGACACGUCGGCGGACAUCUGGAGCACUGCUUGCAUGGUCUUCGAGCUGGCCACUGGCGACUAUCUAUUCGAGCCACAUUCGGGCGAUACGUAUACGCGAGAUGAGGAUCAUAUAGCUCAUAUUAUCGAGCUGCUGGGUCCGAUACCACGACAGAUUGUGUUCCGUGGCCCGUGGGCCCAGCGAACGUUCUAUGUGAAUGGAGAGCUGCGCAACAUUACCGGUCUGAAGCCUUGGGGCUUGAUGGAUGUGCUGAUCGAGAAGUACGAAUGGUCGAAACGCGAUGCGGAAGCGUUUGCGGCAUUCUUGAAGCCAAUGCUGGAGUUUGAUCCGGCCAAGCGAGCCACCGCUGCGGAAUGUCUGCAGCAUCCGUGGCUUAGAUAAGAUACGAUGCAACCUGGUUGUAGGCUGCGAGGCAGCCAGCCAGCAGGAGCAGCAGCAGUUGCAGUAGGAGUAGGAUUAGCAGAACAUGAACUAACAGGAGCAGGAACUGGAGCAUUCGAAACAGGAGCAGCAUCAUCAGAUUAUAUACAGUCAACGGCAUCUGUGGCCACAUUGGCCUCCAUCUCAUCCAUUGCCUCAACAUCGGCAUCAGCAAUGGCAGCGCUGCGCGCACGUCCCCAUCCCCAUGGCCAUUUGUUGGCACCACACGUGGCCACUGCCUCUGCACCGCCCACGCCACAGUCGCAUGCUGUGGCCCACACCAUGUCCAUGUCCAUGUCCAGUGCACAGACAGCACCCGCAACGCCAACGCGACGCCAAGACGACGAUCCAAAUGAACCGCUGCACGUUGAGGGGAAAUUCUAUGAUGACACACAGGAAUUUGGACUUGCAGUUGCACUCGAUGAGCCGCAGUACUGCAAGCCCAAAUCGCAACGAUUCUAUUGGCGCAAGGCGUUGCGUCGCGUCUUCCAGCGUCGGAAGUGACGUCAACUACGCCGUCGACGGCAAGAUUUGCCCCGUUGGCGUCCCCGUCGCUGCCGGCGUCGCACACUCGCUGAACGUUUGCGUCGCAUCUGCGCCUGCUGUGCCUACGGCCAAGUGCUGUGGCGUACGGCACGCGUUGCGCUGCUCAGCUGCAUCCGUUGGCGUACACGUGGCAACAUACGCAACAACAAUUUUCACUUUAGCAAUCAUUGAGCUAAAGCCAAAACAGCAAUCACACAAUAAAUACUGCAAAUUGCUCUGCUCUGCCUAGGAACACAUACACAAUACACCCCAUUACACAUGCAUCUGAAAUGUUAAUCUGAGAAUGUUUUUUUUAUUGGCUAAAUCUGAUUUAGUUGUUAAAUUCGAGUUAAUUUAUUUCCUGUGUUUUACACCGAUUAGACAAUUCUCUUAAAUACAAUUUUGGAAUUAUAAGCAUAAACCUGUCAUAACUAACUUAUGCUCUACACCUACACCUACAUUAUGAUUAUUAUUAUUAUAUUACUAUUACUAUUGUAUUUCAUUUUGGUUGCUGUCUCCCAAAAAAAAAAAAAAACAAACAACACCUUCACACAAUCCCCAGUUUUGACUCUGUAAAUAGGGCAAAAGUAUUGCACGCGCAAGCUACAUAAAUUAGAUUUGUUUAAACGAUCUCCAAGCACACAGAUACACAUGCGUUCAAGCAAAAAUUAUGUUUAUGUUAACAGCCGGUCAAUCAAUCAGAUUAUCAAUCAAUAAUUAUAAAGUGAAAAUCAUUAAUCGAACAGCCGCCUGUUCAUAAAACAAUUUGUUAUUGUACAUUUGUUGCCCAGAGCAUUAAAGAGAGAGAGAUCUACAUACAGAAUGCAUAAACAUGAUGAACAUAAACAUUACUUAGCAUCUUAGCGUAUAUAGUUAAAAAAUAUCGUAUGAUAUACAAAUGAAUACAUAUAUAUAUAUACGUACGUACAUAUAUAUAUAUACGUACGUACGUACGUACGUACAUAUGUUAUAUAUGUAUAUGGUACUGUGGCUGAGACUGCAUGUGACCCAAAUGGUUUUUAAGCAUACGAACAUAGUAUAUGAAUACAACAAUAUUUGUGUAAUUUGUAUUCUUGAGCUGAACAUAACAAUAAUGAGAGUAGUUAAAAUUAGUUUAUUCCCUUCGGUUUAACAGCAAUGAAACAAUUAUCUUUGGAGCAAAUGAAAACAGCUAAAUGAAAAUGAACUAAAACUAAAAUCAAGAAAACAUCUAUGAAAUAUUGUCACUUAUAAACUAUAUUGAAAACAAAAACAAAAGAAAACAAUGCAGUGAAAGCAAACGAUAAAUGCUAUACAUAAAAAUAACAAUUGUGGUAGAAAUAUUUGUAUUUAAUUAGUAGCAAAAGCAAAACAAACACCAAGAAACCCAAGACACACCAUACACACACCGUACACAGAACACAAUCUAAUCCGUUAAAUGGCACCCAAUCCAGAUGAAAAAGGCCACUUUAGUUAAGGCUAAGUUAAGCGGCAAGUUAACAGUUAUUGUGGAUGGCAUUCUGAACAAUGCAGAAACAAAAGAAGAAUAUAAAAGAUAAACAUAUUAUAAUACAUAUACUAUACGCUAUGCUAUGCUAUGCUUACAUGCGUCGUUGUUGUAUGUGUUGUAUGUGUGCAUUAUUGAACAUUUACUAUGAUAAGUGGCCUUAUUAAUACGAUUCUCUGCACCUUCCACACACUCCACACACACACACACACACUCUUACACAUACCAAAUACAAUGGCAAUUUAAAGUUUAAAUCACACAAAAAAAAAAACACACCCACACACGCAUAUAUAAGAGAUAAUAAUAUACUUAACGGCAAA